AAUUGAUUGAUGAUGAUGAUAGAAAUUUCAUUUUCAUAUAAUUUGGGGUAAGUAAAUUUUGACGAUGAAACAGAGAAUUUUGAUAUUUGUAUUGGUUUUGCCAAUAUUGAUCAUGAUCGAAUAUUCAUUUGCCAUUGGUGGUGCGCCAAGAAAUGAUGAAAUUAUUGCUCGAAUUGAUCUGAUAAAGGUGCCAAAUUUUAAUCUUUGGUUACCACGAUUAUCGCUGUACAAUUGUUAUGCAUGGUGGCUUGAUCAUAGAAUGUUUGAUUCAUCCAAUGUUGAAAUUAUUAUUCCAGCUGCAUUGAACGUACCAUUUUCAAUCAAAGAUCGUCCAUUCUAUCUAUAUGAAUUAAAACAUCAUUAUCAGAUUUAUCUUUCAUCAUUACCAUUGAAUCUUCGAAAAUAUCUGGAACGUAUGGACCAUUGUGCUGGAACAAAAAUUGAUCGAUUCUAUAAUCAACAUUCAUAUCGAAAUUGGAACAAUCAAAAUAUGGCAAUGAAUUUUAUUUAUCCAAAUAUUGAACAAUUCUUACGAAUUCAAUUGCAAAAAUUACAAUCAUAUGUUGAACGUAAUAACAGAAAACUUCGUGAACAUUUUGAAAAUGAUUUGGACGGUUUGAUCACCGAAAUUGUUGAUGAUUUAUUGAUCAAAAUGAAAAAUCUUAAUGAAACACAACAAAAAUUCGAACAAUUUGUACGGAUCAAAUUAAUUGACGACGAGAAUAGUUCCGAACAAAAUUUAAAUAGAAAAGAAAAUUUUUCCAGAAAAUUUAUUCGAAAAGAAAAUUCGUGGUGGCAGCUCGAUUCAUUAUCGCAAACAAUAAUUCCUACAGUAAUUAUUGCCGUUUUAUUCUGCAUCACAGCAUUGAUAAUUCUGUUGGCUUUAAUUACAUUUGUUUUAUUUUAUUUUCGAUCUUUUUCGCCGUCAUUAUCGACAAUUGCCCUUGAUAAUAAUAAUAAUAAUAUUUGAAAUUCUCUGGAACAAUUAUGUACACCUAUAUGGAUUUUAUAAAUGUAAUGAUGAAUGUAACAUUUCCUUAUUUUGUGAAAAAAUCAAUAAAAAUUUAAUCACUUUUUCUUUGGAAUCUAA
Dermatophagoides farinae (American house dust mite) is the source of this 1090-nucleotide messenger RNA. RefSeq lists its product as uncharacterized. Lineage: Eukaryota; Metazoa; Arthropoda; Arachnida; Sarcoptiformes; Pyroglyphidae. The record is from RefSeq and is a predicted model, not a curated record.